AUGUCUAUCCCAAAAACUCAAAAAGGUGUUAUCUUCUACGAAUCCAACGGUAAGUUGGAGCAUAAGGACAUCCCAGUUCCAAAGCCAAAGCCCAACGAAUUGUUGAUCAACGUCAAGUACUCCGGUGUCUGCCACACAGAUCUGCAUGCUUGGCACGGUGACUGGCCAUUGGCAACUAAGUUGCCAUUAGUUGGUGGGCACGAAGGUGCCGGGGUUGUUGUUGCCAUUGGGGACAAUGUUAGAGGCUGGAAGGUGGGUGAUCUUGCCGGUAUUAAAUGGUUGAACAGUUCAUGUAUGGCCUGCGAAUACUGUGAAUUGGGCAACGAAUCCAACUGUCCUCACGCUGACUUGUCUGGUUACACACACGACGGUUCUUUCCAACAAUACGCUACCGCUGACGCCGUGCAAGCCGCCCGUAUUCCUGAAGGCACCGACUUGGCCGAAGUCGCCCCAAUCUUGUGUGCCGGUAUCACCGUAUACAAGGCUUUGAAGUCAGCCAACUUGAGAGCAGGUCACUGGGUGGCCAUCUCAGGUGCUGCUGGUGGUCUAGGUUCUUUGGCCGUUCAAUACGCUAAGGCCAUGGGCUACAGGGUUUUGGGUAUUGAUGGUGGUGAAGGUAAGGAAGAGUUGUUUACCUCCCUUGGUGGUGAAGUUUUCAUCGACUUCACCAAAGAAAAAGACAUUGUUGGCGCGGUCGUCAAAGCUACCGAUGGAGGUGCUCACGGUAUUAUCAACGUUUCCGUUUCCGAAGCCGCUAUCGAAGCAUCCACCAGAUACUGUAGGGCCAACGGUACUGUUGUCUUAGUUGGUUUGCCAGCCGGUGCAAAGUGUUCUUCUGAUGUCUUCAACCACGUUGUUAAAUCUAUCUCCAUCGUCGGCUCUUACGUGGGAAACAGAGCUGACACUAGAGAAGCUUUAGAUUUCUUUGCCAGAGGUCUAGUCAAGUCUCCAAUAAAGGUUGUUGGCUUGUCCAGUUUGCCAGAAAUUUACGAAAAGAUGGAGAAGGGCCAAAUUGCUGGUAGAUAUGUUGUUGACACUUCUAAAUAA
This is a messenger RNA of Saccharomyces paradoxus, 1047 nucleotides long. RefSeq names its product alcohol dehydrogenase ADH2 (gene ADH2). Lineage: Eukaryota; Fungi; Ascomycota; Saccharomycetes; Saccharomycetales; Saccharomycetaceae. The record is from RefSeq and is a predicted model, not a curated record. Gene Ontology annotation, molecular function: oxidoreductase activity; zinc ion binding. The transcript has a single exon. The coding region runs from base 1 to 1047 and encodes 348 amino acids.